AUGGAAUCGCAGCCUCGAACUUCAGUUGAAGAAGGGAUAUUUGCCAUCUUCAGUGGACAUGUUGGUGGGGGAGAUGAAAUCGGGAUCGUGAAUCCAGUUUACCAGGGGAAUGAUAUCCACUUGCAGCUGAGGACAUCACUUUCACAGUGUUCGGCAACAGCUUUGGAUGAUCUCGAGACCUUCCAAAAGGCCCAGUUGGAAUUGUCUGGGGUAAUUCUCUCUGGCUUCGAGGUGGAUGAUGAUGAUGAUGAUGAUGACAACGAGAGCGAUGAGGAACAGAAUAAAGAUGACAGAGAAAACAUCUGUAAUGUCGACGAACAUAGGGUCUCGGAUACGGCAGAUGCCGAGGAAUUGACCAACAAAGAUAUACCUACUAAUAAGUUCAUUGGCAUCCUUCGCGCCCUUUUGAAGUGGAUCUUCCUUCUAGGAUUCCUCUAUAUCUUUAUAUGUUGCCUGGAUAUCCUGUCUGUAGGCUUUAGCCUCCUUGGUGGUAAGGGCAUCGGGGUGGUGGUAGCUAAUAACGACCUCCUGACGAACCCUCUAUGCGGUCUCGUGAUUGGGCUUCUGAGUACGGUCCUUGUACAGAGUUCCAGUACUACAACCUCUAUAGUGGUGUCAAUGGUAUCCGCACAUGUAGUAUCUGUCAAGCAUGCAAUACCAAUUAUCAUGGGAACAAAUAUAGGAUCAGCAGUAACGAACACACUUGUAUCGUUUGGUCAGGUGCGAGACAAGGAUGAAUUUCGACGUGCAUUCGGAGGUGCAGCAGUCCACGAUAUAUUCAAUUGCCUUACGGUAGCCGUUCUGCUCCCAGUGGAGAUGGCCACGAGUUAUCUGGAAGUCAUGACCGACGCCAUCAUCGAAACUUUUGACUUCAGCGAUACGAAUACAUCCAUCGAGUUUUUAAAAGUCAUCACGAGGCCAUGCACCGAUCUCAUUGUGCAAGUUCGAUCUGUAAGCAUUUGUUUUUACAUCAGCAUAAGAUGGCUGAUGUUGGCGGGUGGAGUAGGCCCGAAGACCUAA
Lytechinus pictus (painted urchin) is the source of this 1020-nucleotide messenger RNA. Its product is annotated as sodium-dependent phosphate transport protein 2B-like. Gene Ontology annotation, biological process: sodium-dependent phosphate transport. Lineage: Eukaryota; Metazoa; Echinodermata; Echinoidea; Temnopleuroida; Toxopneustidae. The transcript is spliced from 4 exons. Gene Ontology annotation, molecular function: sodium:phosphate symporter activity. Gene Ontology annotation, cellular component: membrane. The coding region runs from base 1 to 1020 and encodes 339 amino acids. The record is from RefSeq and is a predicted model, not a curated record.